Molecule: messenger RNA, 903 nt
Organism: Fusarium musae
Lineage: Eukaryota; Fungi; Ascomycota; Sordariomycetes; Hypocreales; Nectriaceae
Exons: 1
Coding region: 1-903 (300 amino acids)
Source: RefSeq, a predicted model, not a curated record
AUGACUGCUCAGACACCGUCUCAAGAGACAUGGCAAGCAUUGCCUUUGUCAAUCGCUCCAUCAAUAGCGUCUCACUCCCUAUCAACACCAGAGUCCCUACAAAUUGAGAUUGAUCAAACAACUCACCGGCUUGAACUCCUCAACUUUUUUCAUAUUCCUACUUCAUCCAGCAUUCUUGAAAUUGGAUGCGGUCAGGGCACAUGCACCGUUGUCUUGGGGCAUGUCGUUGGGGAAGAUGGCCAUGUUGACGCCAUUGACCCCGCACCUCUUGAUUACGGUGCACCAUACACUCUUGGCCAAGCACAGGAACAUAUUGCUCAAGGCGCUUUGGGCGGGCGUGUAAAAUUCUGGCAGGCCCAACUUGAAGACUUUCUAAAAAAGACAGGAGACAAGAAGUGGGAUUACGCCGUCUUUGUGCACUGUCUAUGGUAUCUCGAUGCACCAGAAACCCUCACUCGCAUGCUCAAAGCGCUGAAGGGGCGGGUGAAUAGAGUCUGCGUUGCUGAGUACGCCAUGAAGGCAUCUGAGCCAGCUGCUGUUCCUCACUUGCUCGCCGCCAUGACACGCUCUACAUUUGAAGCACAAAGACCAGGGAGCGAAGCGAAUAUCCGAUGUCUGCUGAGUCCACCUGAUAUCAAGAAUAUUGCCGAGGAUGCUGGCUGGAAGAUUGAGCAAGAGACGGGUAUUAUACCGCAUGCGGGACUGCAAGAUGGGGGCUGGGAAGUUGGGGAUGUGAGAAGUAACAGUUUCCUUGACAAUAUUCAGCAGUAUGUCACGGAUAGUAGAAUUAGGAUGGUGGUCAAGAGUGGUAGAGAAGCGGUUAUCAGAGCUGUUGAAGGGCUGGAUGGAAAGAGGGUGCAGACAAUGGAUGUGUGGGCUGCAACAUUAGUUGAAGCAAGCUGA